This is a messenger RNA of Aaosphaeria arxii CBS 175.79, 1335 nucleotides long. RefSeq names its product DUF962-domain-containing protein. The record is from RefSeq and is a predicted model, not a curated record. The coding region runs from base 437 to 1018 and encodes 193 amino acids. The transcript has 2 exons. NCBI's taxonomy places the organism in Eukaryota, Fungi, Ascomycota, Dothideomycetes, Pleosporales. Gene Ontology annotation, cellular component: endoplasmic reticulum. Gene Ontology annotation, biological process: sphingoid catabolic process.
AUCCUUUCCAGUACGAAAGACGCAUUUCCUCCGCCUGUCACGCUGCAGCUGAUUAUGCGGCCAGUUAAAAUAGCUGCCCAGUUGACCUGUCUAGGCAUUAUGCGGAGAAUUGGCCGGAGGUAGUGGGCCAAGCAUGGUGUGACAUCCACUCGCUUCUGGUCUUGUUUCCGAUUACUCCGUGUGGAGUGGACUGCGGAGAAGCUAUUUAACUACAUGCUACGCCUCGCCCGCGCGUGGUGCCUUGUCAGACUUACGGGAACCACGUUUACUUGUAAAUAAUACAACAGUUCUGAAUCUUAUCUCUUCUUUCGCUCCGUUUCUUAGUUGUCUUGCCCAAAGUUCAAUCAGGUUGAGAUAGCUCACGAUUACACGAUCAAUCAGCUCCAUAUGAGAAUUUGACAUCGAAAGAAUAUUUCACAACAAGAACAUACCAAAAAUGCCUGUCUUCGACCUCAAGAAGAACCUCGUCUUCUAUGGCGCAUACCACCGGGAGCCCACGAACGUGAAGAUUCACAUGACAUUCGUGCCCAUCCUCCUCGCGACCGGAUUCUUCUUCGGAACAAACACACCAUCCCUCAACGCGCCCCGCGCUCUAUCCUCCCUCCUAACCCGAACAUCCCUCCCCCUAAACCUCUGCACCAUCGCAGCAACAACCUACGCAACAACAUACACGCUGCUCUCCCCCAACAUUGCCGGUUUCACCGUCUCCCCCCUCAUCCUCCUCACCGCUUCCCUCGCCAACCGCCUCUCCGCCUCCCCCUCCUUCUCCAAGGCUAAGCUCAACAGCAUAGCUGUGGCAAUCCACGUCGGAUCCUGGAUCGCCCAGUUCGUCGGGCACGGCAAGUUUGAGGGAAGGAAGCCCGCGCUGUUGGAUAACCUCGUGCAGGCGCUUUUGUUGGCGCCGUUGUUUGUGUGGUAUGAGAUUUUGUUCAAGUUGGGUUUCUAUAAGGGAUUGAAGAAGGAGGUUGAGGAGGGAAUUGAGGCGGAGGUUAAGAAGAUCGAGGCUAAGGGUAAAUAAAGGGUUUCUUGGGGAAUUUGAUUCGCAUGAAUAAGGGCUUGGGAAUUGAGGGGCACUUGAGUUGUCAGUUGUACAUAGGAUGUACUAGAUGGCCUUUUGCUUCGGGACUAGAUGAUUCAGUCGUGGACAUGAGCAUGGUAUCAGUUGUUAUGGUUAGCUCUAGCAGAUACGUAGACACUACUUGUUGGUAUUGAAUUGCAAUGCCUUGAUUUAUUUAGCGCGCGAAGAUCAUCUUGGAGAAGAAGUAGAAUUUUGACAUGAGCUAAGUUUUAUAUACUGCCUAGAUGGCGACCACACUGUAUCAACAGACCUUUCUG